This is a messenger RNA of Nilaparvata lugens (brown planthopper), 796 nucleotides long. RefSeq lists its product as uncharacterized. The transcript is spliced from 3 exons. NCBI's taxonomy places the organism in Eukaryota, Metazoa, Arthropoda, Insecta, Hemiptera, Delphacidae. The record is from RefSeq and is a predicted model, not a curated record. Gene Ontology annotation, molecular function: nucleic acid binding. The coding region runs from base 29 to 796 and encodes 255 amino acids.
ACCUAGUAAUAAUGCAAUUAUUCCAAAAAUGGGUGACCUGCCUGCUUGUCGAGUGUCAAAAUGCAAACCAUUUGAAAAUUGUGGUGUGGAUUACGCUGGUCCUCUGCGUAUUACUAUGACAAGACGUCGUAAUCCUUGUGUUUUGAAAGCCUACAUUUGUCUGUUUGUGUGUAUGGCAACAAAGGCGGUACAUAUUGAGUUGGUAUCGGAUCUAUCAACGCCCAUGUUUUUAGCUGUGUUUCGUGUGAUGUAUUCCGAUUGUGGUACUAAUUUUGUAGGUGCCAAGGAACAGUUGCGAAAAAUAUCUCAACAUUUGAACUCAUCCGAGUUUCAAACCAAAUUGACUAGUCAACUCGCCGAACACAAAAUUGAUUGGAAAUUCAUUCCCCCUGGUUCACCACACUUUGGAGGUCUGUGGGAGGCAAAUGUCAAAUCUGUAAAGUUUCAUCUGUUCCGAGUAAUUGGCAAUCAACUUCUCACCUAUGAGGAACUGAACACUGUAUUGGUGCAGAUUGAAGGUGUCCUGAAUUCCCGCCCACGGUGUGUACUGAGUGAGGAUCCGUGUGAACCGCUGGCUUUAACCCCAGCGCACUUUUUGACUCUAACACCAUUGAAAUCGUUUCCGAUGCGGGACGUGGACAGUGUCCCUGUGAAUCGUCUCACCAGGUAUGAAUUGAUUGGUCAACUCAUUCAAUCGUUCUGGAACCGAUGGAGAAGAGAAUGCCUGUUUUUCUAUUCUAAUGUGAAAAGUUGUACAAUAGUGAUCAGUUAUAGAAGUCUUUUGAAUUACUCCUAG